AUGUUGCUCAUUCGGCAUGAGAUGCGGUCUGGAAACGUCCUGCACUUCUCCUAUACACCUCUAGAGGACUCAUCCAAGGUUUUAAUAUCACGGAGGCUGGCAGACUCGCUCGAGCUCAUGUGGUAUGUUGGCUUGUUCGCGGCUGUGAAGUACGAAUGCGUUGCCGAGAUUGUGUCUCCGGCGGCCAUUAUCAGCAUUCAAAAUAUUGUCCGGAUGCGUUCCAGUCGGACGCCGGGGGUUUCGGACAUUGCGUGGUCGCAUUUCGCGUGGGCCCGUCCUGCACCACGUCACGCACUUGAAUGCUCUGCACGCAUUCAUGCGGCCAAAGAAGGAAGAAUCGACCUAGACCAGUGGUGUUUCGACCACGUCCAAUCUAGGUCUGUCAUGGAUGUGAUUUACCAGCUCCGCGACAAGAGAGCUGCAUCUGAAUUCGAGAUUGAGAUAGCGCGGGUUUGA
Molecule: messenger RNA, 456 nt
Organism: Diaporthe amygdali
Lineage: Eukaryota; Fungi; Ascomycota; Sordariomycetes; Diaporthales; Diaporthaceae
Product: pre-mRNA-splicing factor ATP-dependent RNA helicase prp43
Exons: 2
Coding region: 1-456 (151 amino acids)
Source: RefSeq, a predicted model, not a curated record